Molecule: messenger RNA, 1327 nt
Organism: Gigantopelta aegis
Lineage: Eukaryota; Metazoa; Mollusca; Gastropoda; Neomphalida; Peltospiridae
Product: heat shock factor 2-binding protein-like
Exons: 10
Coding region: 218-1309 (363 amino acids)
Cellular component (GO): cytosol
Source: RefSeq, a predicted model, not a curated record
UAGUGGCUAGAAAGAUCUUGUAAAAGUUUGCAGAAAUCGCUUUAUAAAAAAAAUCAUUAGUUAAGGGAAAUAACUCUAUAUUGGCUAUCCCCAGACGUCAAGAAGAGUAGUUUCCAAACUUUCGCACUUGUGAUCGAAAAGUUGCUGAACAUUUGAGUAAUUGGAAAACAAACAAUUAGAAAUCUAGCUGUCACAUUGUGAUGCAUAUAUAGUCAUAAUGGAGAACGACUCAAAUAGUUACGAAAUUUCAAAGAUGGCUGGUCAGCUGAAAGAAGUGAGAGAAAAUUACAACAGCCUGUUGAAUGAGUGGCAGAAACUCCAGUGUGUUUUGAAGAAUGAGCAGAACUGGAAGGACUGCAUGAUGGUUCACAAAGAUGACAUGUCACAACUCGCCACGGAGGCAUCACAAUUGAAGGCGAACCUGCCGAAAAUUAUCAACAACAAUUACGUGACUACAAUCACACAGUUUCCUGCAAAGGAAGAAGAAAUAGCGGUAUUGAAGAAAUCCAAUGAUCAACUGAAGAGUGAAUGUCAGAUGUGGAAGUCGAAGUUUGAGGCGUCGAUCAGUGAUUGCCAGAAAGAGAAAAAGGAAAAUCUUCAACUUCGGUGUGACCUUCAGGAGCUGUCUGAGCAGUUAAGCCAGCAGUCUGACUUCUGCUCCAGUCUCGGGUCUGCGUGCUGCACACUGCUGUGGAGAGUCUCACGCUGUGAGGAGAGCAUACAGGCAAUAUUAGUCGGGACGAAGGUGGAUGAGUUUCUGUGUAUUGUGAGCAGCACGCUGGAGAGUUACGUCUCGGCAUACAAGGAGGACUGGCCCCAAGAACAGAGCGAAGAACUCAGCUUUAUCCUCGCCUUGUGUGGGGUGAUAACCAAUGUGGCGGCUUCAGCUUUCGGACGCGAUUUCUUGGUUAGUAAUGAAAAUGGCCGACAUCUUAUAGACACGUUUGUGUCCUUCCUAACAGAAGCACCACUGAAGAAAAGUGCACGACUGAAAAACCUUCUUUUGAUGACGCUCUACAAUCUGAGCAUCAACCAAAAGGGACAGAAGUACAUUUGUUCAAAGCAAGGAAUCAUGGGAUUGCUUUCGUGGCAUCUGCAAGAGGAGACCGAUGAAGAGAACCGACUGAAUACCCUGCGAGUUCUGCUGUCGCUCGUGUCGGAUGAGAAGAACGUGGCAAUCCUGCACGCUCUGAACGAAGUGCUUCCGACAUCGUUUCUACAACAGCUGACAGUGUGUCGCAACCGAGAGAUUCAGGAACUGUCACUGGAACUGAUCCUGGACAUGAGGCAACUCACAAGUGAACAGUAACCACGGAAACACGUCACA